Molecule: messenger RNA, 1231 nt
Organism: Zophobas morio
Lineage: Eukaryota; Metazoa; Arthropoda; Insecta; Coleoptera; Tenebrionidae
Product: UDP-N-acetylglucosamine--dolichyl-phosphate N-acetylglucosaminephosphotransferase-like
Exons: 11
Coding region: 14-1231 (405 amino acids)
Biological process (GO): dolichol-linked oligosaccharide biosynthetic process; protein N-linked glycosylation
Cellular component (GO): membrane
Molecular function (GO): UDP-N-acetylglucosamine-dolichyl-phosphate N-acetylglucosaminephosphotransferase activity
Source: RefSeq, a predicted model, not a curated record
GACUAAAGUGUAAAUGACCUUUGGUUUUCAACUGUUUGCUUUUUGUGUUACCUCCCUACUCUUGACAAUUGUAGUCGCUAAAAGUUUGCGCUCCACCUUUACUGUAAACUUAAUAUUAAGUAGUUUGGCUUUUUUGGGAGCCAUGAAGUUAAUACCUUCUAGCAAAUCCUUGUUCUUAAAAGCUAACUGCGUGGGAAUUGACGUGAAUAAACUAAACAAGCCACAAAUUCCAGAAAGUAUCGGACUGGUUGUAGCCUGCUGUUAUUUUAUUUGCAUGGGUUGUUUUUUACCAUUUCCCUUCAAGGAAUCCCCAGCUGGAAAUAAGGAGUUUUUUUAUUGUGAGUAUGUAGAAAUGGUUUGUGGAUUGCUUUCAAUAUGUUAUAUGGUCCUGCUUGGUUUUGUUGACGAUAUUUUAGAAUUACGUUGGCGGGAUAAACUGGUAUUACCAGCUAUCGCUACACUUCCACUUUUAUUGGUAUACCAUAAUAAUGGAGGUUCUACUUAUGUUAGUAUGCCGUCUUUAUUAAGACCUUGGUUUGGGGGAGCCGUUGAUUUAGGCUAUUUCUAUUACCUAUGUGUUUCGGUGAUGGGCGUAUUUUGCACUAAUGCCAUAAACAUUCUUUCCGGAGUUAACGGACUGGAGGCAGGCCAGUCGGAAAACAGGGCGCACUACGUUUCGCUUUUCUUCAUGAUGCCUUUUGUUUUUGUUACACUGGCGCUGACUUAUUAUAAUUGGUUUCCUGCAGAAGUUUUUGUUGGAGAUACCUUUUGCUAUUUUGCUGGGAUGACUUUUGCUGUGGCAGGUAUACUUGGGCACUUUACUAAAACUCUUUGGCUUUUUUUUAUCCCGCAGCUUUUAAAUUUCAUCUAUUCUGUGCCCCAAUUACUGCGCCUAAUUCCCUGCCCUCGUCAUCGGAUGCCCAGACUUGAUGAGAGCACGGGAAAGUUGAUAAAUAGCUUUACUUCUUUUAAGCCUCUUGAAUUAAGCCCAAGUGGGAGAUUUAUUUUUAAUGUCUUGAAAUUUUUAAGGCUCGCCAAAAUUAUCGAUGAUGGCAGCGGCCAUGUCAGAAUGAGCAAUCUCACUUUAAUUAAUUUCUUUAUAUACGUAUUUGGCAGCAAGAGGGAAGACAAGGUAACGGCUAGUCUUCUUUUAUUACAAGUCAUGUGCUCCUUUUUAGCAAUUUAUAUUCGUUAUGGCAUUUCUCCACCCAUUUUUGUUGUUGGGGAUUGA